Messenger RNA from Dissoconium aciculare CBS 342.82, 642 nucleotides. RefSeq names its product Sm-like ribonucleo protein. Lineage: Eukaryota; Fungi; Ascomycota; Dothideomycetes; Mycosphaerellales; Dissoconiaceae. Gene Ontology annotation, cellular component: cytoplasm; U4/U6 x U5 tri-snRNP complex; U2 snRNP. The record is from RefSeq and is a predicted model, not a curated record. Gene Ontology annotation, molecular function: RNA binding. The coding region runs from base 1 to 642 and encodes 213 amino acids. Gene Ontology annotation, biological process: mRNA splicing, via spliceosome. The transcript has 3 exons.
AUGGCCGCAAACCCGAGCUUGAAGCAGGGAAAGAUGCAAGGAUACAUCAACUACCGAAUGCGUGCUACCAUGAUUGAUGGACGUCAGUUGGUGGGCCAAAUGUUGGCAUUCGACAAGCACAUGAACCUCGUCCUUGCCGAUUGUGAAGAGUUCCGAAAAGUCAAGCGCAAGGCGAAGCAACCUGCUGGCUCGGCGCCAGGUACCAAGGACGGCGCAUUGGUGGAGACGGAAGAGAAGCGCAUGCUCGGUCUGGCCAUCGUCCGUGGAGCUACAGUGGUGUCCUGCUCGAUGGAUGGACCACCACCUGCUGAUCCCUCAGCACGACUCGGACAGACUGCUCCCGGCGCUGCCAACCUCGGCGCAGCAUUCUCAGGACCGGGUACAGCGCGACCAGCAGGAAGAGGAGCAGGAAUCGGAUUGCAAGGCCCUGCCGCAGGAAUAGGAGGACCUGGUUUCCCUGGUGCACCUGGGUUUCCACCGCCACAAGGCUUCCCUGGUCGAGGCGCACCUCCAGGGUUUCCGCCUGUAGGAUUUCCACCAGGCGCAGGACCACCGCCAGGCUUCGGCGCGCCGCCUGGGUUCCCUCCAGGAGGUCGUGGCUUCCAGCCGCCGGGAGGUGGAUUCCCUCCACCAGGACGAUGA